Molecule: messenger RNA, 877 nt
Organism: Pelobates fuscus (common spadefoot toad)
Lineage: Eukaryota; Metazoa; Chordata; Amphibia; Anura; Pelobatidae
Gene: RPS6
Product: ribosomal protein S6
Exons: 6
Coding region: 86-835 (249 amino acids)
Biological process (GO): translation
Cellular component (GO): ribosome
Molecular function (GO): structural constituent of ribosome
Source: RefSeq, a predicted model, not a curated record
CGCCUCCCCCUCCCUUAUGUGAACUCGUUGCGCGGAAAUUCGGCCUCUUUCCGGCGGGGUAUCCGAGACAGACUGGUUGGCGGCCAUGAAGCUCAAUAUCUCUUUCCCAGCCACUGGCUGCCAGAAGCUCAUUGAAGUUGAUGAUGAGCGCAAGCUACGUACUUUCUAUGAAAAGCGUAUGGCCACGGAGGUUUCCGCUGAUCCUUUGGGUGAAGAAUGGAAGGGAUAUGUUGUACGUAUCAGCGGUGGUAACGAUAAGCAGGGCUUCCCAAUGAAACAGGGAGUGCUCACCCAUGGCCGUGUGCGUCUUCUUUUGAGCAAGGGACACUCCUGCUACCGCCCCAGGAGAACUGGAGAACGCAAGCGCAAGUCUGUGCGUGGCUGCAUUGUUGAUGCAAACUUGAGUGUGUUGAACUUGGUUAUUGUCAGAAAAGGUGAGAAAGACAUCCCUGGCCUUACAGACAAAACAGUUCCCCGUCGUCUAGGUCCCAAAAGGGCCAGCAGGAUCCGCAAGCUCUUCAAUCUCUCAAAAGAAGAUGAUGUUCGUCAGUAUGUGGUUAGAAAACCACUGAACAAGGAUGGGAAGAAGCCCAGGACCAAGGCCCCCAAGAUCCAGCGUCUUGUAACCCCUAGAGUGCUGCAGCACAAGCGCAGACGCAUUGCUCUGAAGAAGCAGCGUACACAGAAGAACAAGGAGGAAGCAUCUGACUAUGCCAAACUCUUGGCUAAAAGAACAAAGGAAGCUAAGGAGAAACGCCAGGAGCAGAUUGCCAAGAGACGUAGACUGUCUUCACUUAGAGCCUCCACAUCCAAAUCUGAAUCCAGCCAGAAGUAAAGCCACAUGGUGUAAAAAGAUAAAUAAAUCUUGUAAACUAUU